This is a messenger RNA of Sesamum indicum (sesame), 2255 nucleotides long. RefSeq names its product pentatricopeptide repeat-containing protein At5g43790. The record is from RefSeq and is a predicted model, not a curated record. Gene Ontology annotation, biological process: RNA modification. Gene Ontology annotation, molecular function: RNA binding; protein binding. Lineage: Eukaryota; Viridiplantae; Streptophyta; Magnoliopsida; Lamiales; Pedaliaceae.
AAAUGAGAGCUUGGUGAAAUAUAAUUAUUGUCGAAGUGGGAUAGAAUCUUUCACCAAUCUUCGUGAAUGUGCUAUGAUCAUAGUGCCGAACAUUGAUUCCUAAGUGCACUCAGAAUUUGAUGAUUGGAAACAAAAGAUUUGCCUUCAAAUGAUUGAAUCUCAAAGGCUGCAUCUCAAGAAUACUAUUGCAAGCUUGAUACACAACUGCAAGAACAUCAGGGAGCUCAAUCAAAUCCAUUCCCACGUCGUAGUAUCACCAUAUUUAUCCCCAAAUGAUCGAUCUUUUCUCAUCUCUCGCCUCUUUUUCUACCUCUGCACCGUCUCCGAGUCACCAGUCUCUCUCCACCACGCCAAGAAAAUCUUCAAUCUAAUUCCAAACCCGAGUCUUUUUGUAUAUAACGCCAUGAUCAGAGCAAAUGCGACGAAAAUAAAGGACCCUAGAUCGUGUCAGUCCUUAUUUUUGUACAAAGAGAUGCUGGGUAGUGGUCUGGUACCUGAUUGUAUAACUUUCCCCUUUAUGCUGAAGGAAUGCUCGAAAAGAGUUGAUUGGUUCACUGGUCGGAGCAUCCAUGUCCAUGCAUUGAAGUUUGGAUAUGAAGACGAUGUUUACGUGCAGAAUGCUUUGAUAAGUUUGUAUUCGGAGUGUGGGAUUUUAGAGGAUGCAAGGAGGGUGUUCGAUGGAAUGUCCAACAGGGAUGUGGUUUCUUGGAAUACGAUGAUUGUAGGGUGUUUGAGAGGUGGCGAGCUUGAUGAGGCAUUGGCUUUAUUUAGGGAAAUGAAGGAGAGGAGAAAUAUUAUUACUUGGAACUCGGUGAUCACGGGUUUAGUUCAAGGGGGAAGAGCGAAGGAGGCUUUAGAUAUUUUUCAUGAAAUGCAAAUUGCAGCUGAUACAGAGGAUACAGUCUGCCCAGACAAAAUAACGGUGGCAAGUGCACUUUCGGCUUGUGCUGCUCUUGGUGCCAUUGAUCAAGGAAAGUGGGUGCAUAGUUACUUGGAAAGAAGUGGGAUGGAAUGUGAUAUGGUGAUAAGGACAGCUUUGGUGGACAUGUAUGGGAAAUGUGGUUGUGUUGAUAGAGCGUAUGAGGUUUUCAAGGGGAUGCCCAAUAAGGAUGUUUUGGCAUGGACGGCCAUGAUUUCAGUGUUAGCACUUCAUGGGUAUGGGAAUGAGGCCUUUGAGCUUUUCAAAGAGAUGGAAGCAGUGGGAGUGAGGCCUAAUGCUGUGACGUUUGUAGGACUGUUGUCUGCCUGUGCUCACUCAGGUCUUGUGGAGAAAGGUCGUCGGUGCUUUGAUAUGAUGAGACAUGUUCACUGUAUUGAGCCCCAGGUCCAACAUUAUGCUUGCAUGAUUGAUAUACUUGGUCGAGCUGGGCUUUUCAUUGAGGCCGAAGAGCUUAUUAGAACUAUGCCAAUGAAGCCAGAUGUUUUUGUUUGGGGUGCACUACUUGGAGCCUGUCAAUUGCAUGGAAAUAUUAAAUUAGGAGAAAACAUAGCUCGGUACUUGAUUGAUCUAGAACCUGACAACCAUGCUUUCUACAUUAUAUUGUGUGAUUUAUACGCCAAAUCUGGUAGAUUUGAUGAUCAGAAGAGAGUUAGAUCUUUGAUGAAAGACCAAGAUAUAAGGAAGUCAGUUCCGGGUUCCAGCAUGAUUGAAGUUGAUGGCAUUGUCUACGAAUUUUCAGUGAAAGGAUCACCUGAGAUGCUGAUGGAAGCCUUACAGAGUGUAUUGAUGUUAUUAAGUAAUGAGAUGAAAAUAGAAAGGAAUAUAGGCAGUAUCAUCAGGUAAUCAUUUAAGAAUGAAAAUUAUGGGCGCAUGAAGGUCUGUGUCUUGCUCUUAAGCAACAUUUAUCUUGUGUUAGCCACAUUCAUUUGAGAUAUUGGAACAAUAAUGCCAAUGCGGCCAACCAUGCACCAGAAUUCAAGAAUAUGGAACUUAAGCCUGGUACCUUUGUCUCUCAUAUUGUGUUUUGUUUUCUUUAGAAGAGUUCAUGUGAGAGUACAAGAGAUAUUUGCAUUUUGUUGUGCACAUCAGUUAGUCCAGAUAUAGCACUUACAGUUACAGCAUGCAACGACAAAUUAGGGCAAGCCUAUAAAAUUGUGUCUAGAUCAAUACAAUGUUAUAAUAAACAAGUGUCGUUACUGUACAAACUACUUAUACAAAGUAGAAAAAGCUUUUUUCUCCACAUCAAUUGGCGACGAGAUUGGUAUACCAUAUAUAAACUACAAUAAAUUCCUGUUUGCUUUUAUGAAAGAAAUCU